Molecule: messenger RNA, 1307 nt
Organism: Periophthalmus magnuspinnatus
Lineage: Eukaryota; Metazoa; Chordata; Actinopteri; Gobiiformes; Gobiidae
Gene: dolpp1
Product: dolichyldiphosphatase 1
Exons: 8
Coding region: 80-796 (238 amino acids)
Biological process (GO): lipid biosynthetic process; protein N-linked glycosylation
Cellular component (GO): endoplasmic reticulum membrane; intracellular membrane-bounded organelle
Molecular function (GO): dolichyldiphosphatase activity
Source: RefSeq, a predicted model, not a curated record
GAACACCGGCUGCUGUCUCUAUUGGUCCCACACGUGUCUGGGGCGGGGCGCACUCACUGCCCGGUUGUGUCCGGGUAAGAUGGCGUUGGAAGAACAGUGCUCGGCACCACCUCGAUGGCGGUCUAUAUCUUUGACACAUAUAGAGUUUGCUGAUGGUGAUCUGACAGGACAAGUGCUGGCCUACAUCAGCUUGCUGCCCAUUGCUAUUCUUGUGGGGUUUGUUACACUCAUAGUGUUCAAGCGGGAAUUACACACAAUAUCAUUCUUCACUGGAAUCCUUCUUAAUGAAGGGGUAAACUGGUUGCUCAAGCACAUAUUCCGAGAGCCUCGCCCAUGUGCAGGAUCUCACUCCAAUGUGCCCACUGAGUAUGGAAUGCCUUCCAGUCAUUCUCAGCUUAUUUGGUUCUUUGUUGUUUACUUCUUCCUAUUUCUUUAUUUGAGAAUGCAUCAAACAAACAAUGCUCGAUGUGUGGAUCUGCUGUGGAGGCACAUAUUGUCAAUCAUACUGUUGGGCAUUGCUUUAUCAGUGUCCUACAGCAGGGUUUAUCUGCUGUAUCAUACAUGGGGCCAGGUUUUCUAUGGUGGAAUUGCUGGUAGUACAAUCGGUAUAAUAUGGUUCUUCUUUACACAAGAGGUGCUGACACCAUUAUUCCCUAAAAUAGCAGCCUGGCCACUGUCAGAAUACUUCCUGGUGCGAGACACAAGCCUGAUCCCCAACAUUCUAUGGUUUGAGUAUACAGUCACACGAUCAGAGGCGAGGAAUAGACAACGGAAGCUUGGAACAAAACUUCAGUGAUGUACUGAAGAUAUUUGGUGACUCCUGGUUUCACAUCAUAGAGAAACACCAAGUUGCAUAAAUUGAAAAGUAAGAAGAAAUUCACACUGGAGCGUUAUUGUUUGGGCUAUCAAGUAAAGGCACAACAGUUUACAGAUUGCUAAAGUGUGCCUCCAGUCUUUCAUUGACUUAAGUCUGAGCAAGUCCGUCCACACACCUCUUUCUUUUACAGCUUGGCCAAAAUGCUCUUCAUGCAUGCAAGACUGUAUGAGAGGUAUCCUAUUUAAUGAUAAAUUAAUAUAUAAUUAUAAUUAUACAUCAUUAUAUUGAAAGAAGGAAAGAAAGAAAACAAACAAGGUGUACGCUGACUGUAAAGGUGUACUGUAAGAAUUCAAAAGGCAAAAUAAGCAUUGUUAAAUGAAAAUGGUGGGUGUAUUUGCAGCAUGCAUUUAGUGAUUCCUUUUUUUAUUAUUUUUUUAUUUCACUGGUUAGCUGAUGGAACAUGUUUGGUAUGGGGCGUGUGGAACAGGUG